AUGGCGGAUUUGGACCCCUUUAUUAUCGCCGCCUUCGGACCUCCGCCAGCAGGCGUAGACCUGACGGAGCAGACCGAAACCAGAAAUGACAUUAUUACUGCUGUAACUCUUUUUUUCGCAAUUCUGUCAGUGGUGCUGCGAUGGACGGCAAGAAGACUCAGCACCGUCCGAUUACAAGCUGAUGAUUAUGUCGUUUCUGUGGCUUUGGUUUUGUGUAUUGUUACCGCUAUCCUUAACGUCUUGUUUGGGCCUGCAGGCUCUGGCCAUCAUGUUUGGAGUCUCACAAGGGAAAUUGUAACCGAUGGCUUCAGGCUAGGAUUCGUAUACACGUUCAUGUGGGCACUCACGGUAUCGGUGACGAAGUUAUCAAUCAUCUUACUCUACCGUCGGCUGUUCGUCUUCCAUAGGACUCCCUUUCGAACUUGGCUUAAUAUAUUGGUGGCUAUUAUAGCUCUCCAAAUACUUGCAGUCGUUAUUAGCAACGUCACAGUCUGCAGACCUCUAGAUUACUUGUGGAAUCGAUUCUCGGAUCCCACCGCCCAAGGCAGCUGUUUUGAUCAGCUGCUUUUUCUACUAAUAACAGGCAUCAUCAAUGCCUGUAUCGACCUAAUACUCCUUAUAACUCCUAUACCGCAAAUCAUGAAACUUGAGUUGUCUAUCAAGAAGAGAGUCGGUGUUUGUGGUAUUAUGUUGCUAGGUUGUUUGGUCUGUAUCGCAUCCUGGAUCCGCGUUUACUAUUUGGUUCAGUUCAGGAGGACCGUUGAUACAACUUGGAUGUCCGGAGAAGCUGCCACCUGGUCAUCAAUCGAGUCAUCAUUUGGCAUAGUAUCUGCCUGCUUACCGACCCUACGCCCACUGUAUCUUAAGGUCCGUAGCAGUGGCCGUCUGUCCAUAUUUCAUCCCGGGAAGUAUUCAAUCAAGGCAUCUAAAAGAAGCGAAGGUAGCUCUAACGCUCACGAAACUUCGCGGGGAGAACCACACAACAUUUAUUUGCAGAAUGGUCCGCCGUGGAAGACUAGCGGCCAGCAACAUUCAGAGGACGCUAUUAAUCUCACCAACUUUGUCGUUGGACACCCUGCGCAGGGGAGUUUGGAUAAUGACCGGAUCGUGUGCUCUAAUGGAUAUGUCGAUUACAUCUAUUCUACAGUUAUAACGACUUCGCGAAUCAGAGAGCAUUCCCAAACGAUGGCGAUCCGCUAG
Molecule: messenger RNA, 1200 nt
Organism: Annulohypoxylon truncatum
Lineage: Eukaryota; Fungi; Ascomycota; Sordariomycetes; Xylariales; Hypoxylaceae
Exons: 6
Coding region: 1-1200 (399 amino acids)
Source: RefSeq, a predicted model, not a curated record